Messenger RNA from Anopheles funestus (African malaria mosquito), 1624 nucleotides. It is a transcript of the gene mRpS5, whose product is annotated as 28S ribosomal protein S5, mitochondrial. Gene Ontology annotation, biological process: translation. Gene Ontology annotation, cellular component: ribosome. Gene Ontology annotation, molecular function: RNA binding; structural constituent of ribosome. Bases 101 to 1462 code for a protein of 453 amino acids. The transcript has 2 exons. Lineage: Eukaryota; Metazoa; Arthropoda; Insecta; Diptera; Culicidae. The record is from RefSeq and is a predicted model, not a curated record.
GAAACGUCAAACUGCAUUGUUUUGUUUUGCAAUCGAAUCACACUUUUCUCGCUAGUUCCAGUACUUUGUUUAUUACACCGCGAUCGUUAACAGAUUUCACAUGUUUCGAAUAGUCUCGUCCGGCGAUUCGCUUCUACGUGCGUUUGCAGCAUUAAAUAUUGGACGCCAAACUGCAUCGAUAUGUAGUGCACCGAAGAAGUUUGUUAUCUGCCACAAUAAACCGGCAAACGAGGAAUAUCGUGCCGGUGCAUUACUACAACCCGUCGUUCCUACAUUAUGUAAUGUACGGCAAACAAGUUUCUUCAACAAACUUCCCGCGGAGCAAAUAUGGAAGGGUGUAAUCUCUGUCAGUAAUGCCGGUAAGAAGCGAGGUCGUGGUAAAGGAUCGGGACGCAUCACUGCGAAGGAUCUCAAUAGGGGACAGAUGAUUGGCUACGGUAAGGCUAACAUCGUAUGGCCCGGUUUGUCGGCACCGGUCAUACGGGGCCGCGAACUGGUACAGCAACAAAGGCUCCCAGAAGACAAAGAGCGUGAGGCAAAGUUGAGACGCAUCCGCGAUGAGAUGGUGAAUUUCAAGCGGCUCAAGUUAAGCCCGCUCGAACGCGGUUGGUCUGGUUCGAAAAUGCCUGGCCGUAGCAUCGGUCCGCCGGAUACGAUUGGCGAGGAUGAGUUCGUCGGAUUUGACACGAAGUGCCUGGAGCUGAAGGCGGUAGUCAACAUGAAAGGUAACCAUGGCCGAAAGCGACGCGUUUCUGCGAUGGUGGUAACGGGCAAUGGGAACGGUUUGGCCGGCUUUGGAUUUGGGAAGGCAAUCGAGGGACGCGCUGCGUUGCGUCAAGCGAAGAACCGUGCCGGUCAGAAGCUAAUGCAUUUCGAUCUUUGCAAUGGACACACGGUUUUUCACGAUUUCCACUGUCAGUUCGGGGCCACGAAACUGUUUGUCGAGCGAAAACCAGAGGGCUUCGGGCUCAAGUGUCACCGAGCGAUUAGAACCGUAUGUGAGGUGCUGGGCAUCAAAGAUUUGCGCGCCAAAUGUGAAGGGUCCACCAAUGUACAGCACGUGGUCAAAGCAUUCUUUAUCGGAUUGCUUAGACAGAAGGAUCAUCAACAGAUAGCUGAGGAAAAGGGUCUCCAUGUGGUGGAAUUCCGGCCGGAAAAUAAGAACUUCCCGAAAGUGGUGGCUAGCCCGACCGUGUGUCGCACCGAACGGGAGCUAGAAAAUAAUGAAAUUCUCGACUUCACACAGUACUGUAUGGAUGGCAAGAUUCAGCUGCAGAAGAAAAAGCUUCCUCCCUUCUACACUAAAUUCCGUUCGUGGGAGAUUUACCUCAAGAAGCAGGAGUAUCUACGCAAUCAGGACAAGGUGCGGCUACGGAUGAUGGCCGAGACGGGCGAGGUGCGCAGCUAUCUUACAGAAAAGUAUCCCGAAUGUAGGAUGGGACCUGGUCCCAAGGAUGAGUAAAGAACGGAGGUGUGAGAGAGUGUCUUUAAUCCUAAAUUAAAAUAUUGACGAAGCGCGAUAGCCUGUGAGUUUGUAGCGUGUCUUGCCGUGAGAGGCAAAAUAACAACUACGGAAAAGUGUGCAAGCAUGUUGCACAAAUAAAACAAAUUGUAUUAAAAAUAA